This is a messenger RNA of Gadus morhua (Atlantic cod), 1932 nucleotides long. Its product is annotated as histone H2A. Gene Ontology annotation, cellular component: nucleosome. Gene Ontology annotation, molecular function: DNA binding; protein heterodimerization activity; structural constituent of chromatin. The record is from RefSeq and is a predicted model, not a curated record. The transcript has a single exon. NCBI's taxonomy places the organism in Eukaryota, Metazoa, Chordata, Actinopteri, Gadiformes, Gadidae. The coding region runs from base 30 to 413 and encodes 127 amino acids.
UAAAAUUCUCAAACCAAGAAUCGUUAACCAUGUCAGGAAGGGGCAAGACCGGUGGAAAAGCUAGGGCAAAGGCCAAGACCCGCUCAUCCCGUGCCGGGCUCCAGUUUCCUGUCGGCAGAGUGCACCGACUUCUACGUAAAGGCAACUACGCUCAUCGCGUCGGCGCUGGAGCUCCCGUCUACCUGGCCGCGGUGCUCGAGUAUUUGACCGCUGAGAUCCUGGAGUUGGCUGGAAACGCUGCCCGCGACAACAAGAAGACCCGAAUCAUCCCCCGCCAUCUACAGCUGGCCGUCCGCAACGACGAGGAGCUCAACAAACUCCUGGGCGGAGUGACCAUCGCUCAGGGUGGUGUGCUGCCCAACAUCCAGGCAGUUCUUCUGCCCAAGAAGACUGAAAAGCCCGCCAAAAAGUAAAUCCGGAAACUGAUUAAAAACAAAGGCUCUUUUAAGAGCCAUCCACAUCCUUUAAAGGGACUCCUUCAACACAUUCUGUUAUACUAUAAUUGCUGUACUAGAGUUCAAAUAACUAUUUCCGUGACUUCAUGGUUCAUCCGUUUAAAUAGUUAUUAAAAAAAUCAUCGCCGUCCCAAUAAAAGCAUAAAUUAUAAAAAUUACACAGGAAACGCAUAUCUAACUGUUUAUAUAUGGAUUGUAGCCUAAUAUGUAGGCCUACCUCUCCGGGAGCCGUCACCUUAUCGUGGUGGGAGAGAUUUGCGUGAACCUGAGGGCUGUGUUGUCUAUAGCGUUGUGCUCCUGGUAGGGUCUCCCAGUGGUCUCAGGUGAGGGGCAAGACUAAGUGGUUCACCAAGACCCAAAUUGACAUUCAAUAAAGAGGAGUAGAGUCCCUCCCCGCAGGGAGCCCGGGGACUCAGACUGCAGCCAGGCCAAGACGGAGGGCUCAUCGGUGAGUGCUUGGUGGCCGGGUUUCCCACGGAGCUUGGCUCCCUAAUUUUAAUUCAACCAUCGUAGUUAAAAUGUCCUUAUUGAUCAGUGACAAGACAUACUGUACAUGAAUCAUGCUGAGACAAGCGGGUGUCUGAGAAUUUCUGCAGGCGUUUUCGAUUGUUUGCAUGAAGCACUGUAGGCACUUCGGUGAGGCUGUGAUGAAGUCAUCGUGUUUGUAGCCUACACUCACACCUGGUGGUAUAAUAUGUCACCUUUACACAUAAGUCUCCUGUCACCCGAAAUGUGUUUUCAACUUAAAGGUGGGGUAAGCGAUUCUGGAGAAUGUUUAUUGACAAAAUCACUUUUUGUCAAAAUGAGUGAAUAUCUCCUCACCAUCUGCUACCUGUCUGUACUGUGUGUGCUGAAAAAGAAUCUGGUGUUGAUACACAGCCUCUGUAAACGGUUAUGUUGCUUGCUACGAUGGGCCCCCUUUUCUUUACAUUUCCUGUGUUUACAUAACGGUUUACAAAGCCUAGGCUGUGUAUUAACACGUAAUACUUUUUCAGCACACACACAGUGUAGACAGGUAGUGGAUCAUGAGGAAAUAUCCAGUGGUUUGACAAACAGUGAUUUUGUCAACAAACAUUCUCCAGAAUCACUGACCCCUCAUCAGCCCGAUUUUCAAAUUUCCACGGGGAGAAACCCCCGAACCCCCCUUUUAAAAGGACUAACUUCUGGGCUUUAGCCCCGAAUGUUUUCAAUUGCUAGCGAUGCUCAUUCCCCACCUUAAAGUAUUGUUUUCAUUCAAAACUGAUUUAUCAACAGCUCAUUGGGCCUGAUGCUUUCAGUUUUGAGUUAAAGCUCUGAAGUUGAGUUAUGAAGUUAAUUUUUUUCUGUUUUAACUACUGUAAUUUGCACUGCUUGUUCAGCAUUUUAAGACUGGUUGAAAGUAAAAAAUAAAAAUAAAAAAAUAUAUUGGUUGAAAGGCACAAUGAAUUGAGAAUAUAAACUUAACUGUAAAAUAAACAUGCAUUCUGAAUAAUUGUAA